GAGCCCUUUUCAGGCCGGGCCGGGCGGCGGGGCCGCACUCCGGCGGCGGCACCGACGGAGCGACGGGUAAAGGAGUCGAGACAGCUGCGUGGUUAUGCGCUGGGGCGAUGGUGCCGCCGGCCGGCGCUAGGCUACUCCCGCACCCGGGCAGGAGCCCCCUCCUCAGCAUCCUUCUCCUGCUGCUCUGCUCCGGCGCUGGGUGCCUGCCGCGCCGCCGGCCCGCGGGGCCGCCCGUAGUGCUGGUUCCAGGGGACUUAGGCAAUCAGUUGGAAGCAAAAUUAGAUAAGCCAUCAGUAGUGCACUAUCUCUGCUCUAAGAAGACUGACAGUUACUUUACGCUGUGGCUGAACUUAGAAUUGCUCCUGCCUGUCAUCAUUGACUGUUGGAUUGACAAUAUCAGGCUGGUAUAUAAUAGAACAAGCAAAGUAACGGAACCACCAGAUGGAGUGGAUAUCAGAGUCCCAGGUUUUGGGCAGACAUUUUCCUUGGAAUUCCUUGAUCCAAGUAAAAGGAGCGUUGGCAGUUACUUCUAUAUGCUGGUACAGAGUUUAGUAGACUGGGGCUACAAACGUGAUGAAGAUGUGAGAGGAGCACCUUAUGACUGGCGAAAGGCACCAAAUGAGAAUAGAGAUUAUUUUGUGGCCCUUCGCAAGAUGAUAGAAUUGAUGUAUGAGCAGUAUGGAAGUCCUGUUGUCUUAAUUGCCCACAGCAUGGGUAAUAUGUACACCCUGUACUUCCUCAAUCAUCAGACUCAGGAAUGGAAAGACAAAUACAUAAAAGACUACGUGUCAUUAGGUGCUCCAUGGGGAGGAGUGGCCAAAACUCUCCGUGUGCUGGCUUCAGGUGACAACAAUAGAAUACCAGUCAUCAGUUCACUCAAGAUUCGAGACCAGCAGAGAUCAGCUGUUUCCACAAAUUGGAUGCUCCCCUACAACUACACGUGGCCUGCAGACAAGGUCUUUGUAAGCACACCUACUGCUAACUACACCCUGCGGGACUACAGGAAAUUCUAUAGGGACAUUGACUUUGAAGAUGGCUGGCUCAUGAGACAAGACACUGAACCCUUGGUCUACCAGAUGAUACCACCUGGUGUACGCAUACACUGUCUUUAUGGUACUGGUGUGGAAACACCUGAUUCCUUCCAUUACGAAAGCUUUCCUGACAAAGAGCCCAAGAUUAUUUACAGUGAUGGGGAUGGUACAGUGAACUUACAGAGUGCCUUGCAAUGUCAAAAAUGGGUGGACAUGCAGAAACAGGAAGUGGUGAUAUUUGAGCUUUCAGGAAAUGAACACAUUCAAAUGCUAUCCAAUGAUACUACUAUUUCAUAUGUGAAAAAGCUGCUUUUUAAUUUGUGAUAUGUUGUGUUGACAGUUGUUUUCCUCACCUGUGAUGCCUUCCCUUAAAUAUGGGAGAAUGCCUUUUGAUCUGUUGAUACUUAGAUAUUUGAAUUAUUUAUUUUGUUUUGUUUUUUUAAAAACUACGUUCAAGGAGUUGGUUGGUGUCCUAAAUAGUUGUUUGUCUCUGAUUUGUGUCCAUGAAGAUUCAUAGUAUUUUCAUAUUCUAAGAACUUGCUCAAAUAUGAGUUUUGUUGCCUCCAGUGUUGUCCAGUAUUCACAGACUUCCAUUUAGAGACUGUGCAGCCCCAUGCACGUACUUUAUGAUUUUUUUUGUGGUCUUUGAAGGGUUUGGAGUGGGAGGGCUGGGAAGCAUUGCAAUCUGACUCCCAUAAAACAAGGGAAGGAUAUUAACAAUUUAAGAAACCCAUGCAAAUUCUUUUCAAAGGAUUUUCUGUAUUCUGAUCCCACAGCCCAUUAACUUAGUUUUCAAAUGUAUAUAUCUACCAGGUAAAAUGGGUGUGAGGUCUGUCUGGUACUGUUACUAUCUUUUUUGUCAUAUCCACCCUUGCUUUUGUUAAGGUUUUUCUGGGGGGAACAAUGGUGUCUGAAUUAUUUUAAGCUUAUUUUAGGUACCAUAUAGCUUUAAAAAAGAACAGUUAGCUUAUUGAAAGCCUGAUGACUUAAAAUCUGGAGCUUAAGGGAUUUUCACACUGCUUUAUUUUUUUUACGAGGGGAAAGAAGCUGAACUGUGGUCAGUGCUCUGCAAUGCCCUUCCUCUUCUGUGUAGAGUAGCAUGUAAAUUAAAGCUGGUAGAGCUGAAUACUGGCAAACAAUGCAUACAGUGCAGGAUUGCAAUUUUGGGUGAAAAAUAAUCAUCUAAAGUAGAAAUGGAUGCUGAGUAUUCAUGAAAAAUGAAGUAACCUUCCUGAACUGGGGCAGGGAGUGGAAACCAGUGUAAUUCAGUAUGAAAUAUAAACCUCAUUGUCAGUCAAGUAAUUAACUUCUAAUUCAUUUACCGGUUAAGUAGUGAUUGCAUUUUCAGGAAGUUGAGAUACACUGUUCCUUAAAUGUGUAGAUAAUCAAACAAGUAACAGUUAAAUUCCCACAGUACUGUGUUUUCAAUGCUUAGAAAAACAUGUUUCGGCUUUGAACUCCACAGAAGUAAUAACCUAAGGGCCAUGGCAUGUACAACCAUGGGAGAAAUAAUUUCACUAGGAGAUUCUCUUUUGCUUGCUACAAAACCAGGCAUGCAGUUAGAAUGGACUUUUUCAGAAGAGACCUUUCAAUGCUUUCUAAAUGCUGGGUCCUCCAGGAAAAAAUGGCUUAAUCUCCAAAACUCAUUGGAAAUACUGAGAAUUCAUUUACUUAAGAAUAUGAAGUUCUCUGAAAGGUAAAAUUAUAACUAUUUUGGUGAAAUCCUUGCGGCCAUCAGAUGUAAAACUAAUAUUUUUAAAUGAUGGGUUUGAACUCCUGUUGUAGAAUGCAAAUACUUUAGCACAGGAGGUAGCCUUAAAGUUUCAAACUGUAAUUCAGAAUUCAUUUAUAAGUCUAAAAAAAAAAGAAAAGUCAAGCUAGAAACCUAAAUAAGCUCAAUAUCUUCCUAGGUUUGUAAUUGCUUAUUUAGCUUUGCUUUUUCACUGCAUCUUGGAAAUGAGGGUGAAGAUGCAUUUUCCUGAUGUUUAAAAAGGAAUUGUCAUGUCAUCGGUUGCCCACUUCAGCACCUAUAUUGUCUGCACUUUCCUAGAGAAUAACCAUGCUGUCCCAAGCCACUUGUAACUGGUUACUGCUGAAAUGAAGAGGGUUGCAAGGAAAGCACACAAGUCCUUUAGCUGAGUGUUCUAUGUUAUGCAGGGCUGUCAGUUGUGUGUUCCAAGACUGCUCAAAGACAAAGCUCUUCCUGUGGUCUGACUUUUUUUUUUAUAUAUAUAUAAAUUGCUACACUACUGGCUUGUAACAGAAAGAAAUUACUGACAACAGCCUUUCAGCAACCUUUCUUGCUGAAGAAGAAUGCCUGUCAAUAGACACUCAAAUGAGUAGAGUUGAAAGCUUAACUGGGGGCUGCCAGCAUGGGCAUGAAGGGCUGAAAGCUGAGAAAAGUGUAAGCAAACAUUUCUUAACCUGAUCUGGAGAAUGUUUCUAAGCUUCAUUUAGAUCCGUAUCACUUUAGUUAGUUGCAUUCUCAGUCUCAGACAGUGAGUUUUGCACGAAGAUCCAAAGGAGGUUGUUUCAAAAGAUGCUUAUUAAAAUUUUAGUACUUUUGGGAGGCACAAAAAGAAACAUUCUUCUCUGAUUUUGGGGAUCUUGUGCUGUUUGACAUCAGUUAGCUGCAUCUCUUAACUGAUGGUUUGUGAACAAUUAAUCUACAUUUAUCUUUAGCUGUCCAUGAGGAGAUAAGCCCAAUAGUCUGUGUUUAAAUAAACUUCUGUCUGCUUUCCUGAUUAAAAGUAAGUUUUUUCAGGUCUUUGUAACAAAACAAAACACACAUUCUCAGACAACAUGGUUUUACAGUAUGUGAUAGGGCAAGUACAGUCAGUGCUUCUGGUGAGAGUCUGACCUGAUAAUUUCACAGACUAUAGUUUCAUUUUACAUCUACAGCUUGAGAUUUUUUUAUUUUUUUUUCCUACUAAACCAUCUUCAGCCUCUUCAGUUUCAGUUUCUUGCAAAUCAGGAUGGAGUUUUCAUUGUCAAGGGAAAUGCAGCAAGUUCAUUAUUCUGGUUACUGAAACUGAAUGGCUCAACUCAGCCCUUUGAAAAGUGCUUACCAGGUAACUGAGGCAUUCCUUUGAAAGGCAAGAGUAUUUAGCAUUAUUUUACAGGCCUGUCAGAGCCAUAGUAUUUAAGCAUUAUAGAAUUUUGUGGGGAAUUAGUGUUCUAAGGCCUUAUAUCCUUAAGGAAAGAUGGGCAGGCGCCAAUUACUCACAAGGAGUAACUCAGGUGCUUUGCCAUGCUGCAUAGUUGACAUCUUUGAAUUUACUGACACGUCUUUGUUGUACCUGACAUGUGGAUCAUAUCUCUUUCUGUAACUUUCACUUGGUUUUAUUCUUCCAGAAUGUUUUUAGAAACCAAAAGCAGUCUUGAGGACCAAAUAUGUUUCAUUUAGACUACAUGUACAGAAAAUGCUGGAGGGGCUUUUAUCAUAAUACUUCUGAAGAGGCUCAGAGUCACUGUGUGAUUCUGUUUAAAAACAGAAAGCUUCAAUAACUAGCAAUAAUUGCAAAGGACUUGCAGACCAAAGGAAGGAAUGUUUGGUAUUAAGGUAGUUCUUGGAACACAGUGUGUUCAAGGCCCUCUUAAAUUCAGGGAAUGUUUGGCAAAGACUUUGCUGCUCUACAUUUAACAGUAUUUUGUACGGAACGUAUAUUCUGAGACCUAGCAUUUUAUAUGCCCUUUUUGUGUAUGAAUGCAGUUGAUAGAUUUUGAAUAUUUUAUUGUCAUACUUUGAUAACAUAAUAAAGUUGAUCUAACAGAA
This is a messenger RNA of Coturnix japonica (Japanese quail), 4806 nucleotides long. RefSeq names its product phospholipase A2 group XV (gene PLA2G15). The record is from RefSeq and is a predicted model, not a curated record. Lineage: Eukaryota; Metazoa; Chordata; Aves; Galliformes; Phasianidae. Gene Ontology annotation, biological process: lipid metabolic process.